AUGGCUUCCAGAUCAGAGGAGGAUCUCUGCUGUUCAGUCUGUCAGGAGGUCUUCAGAGAUCCUGUUCUUCUGUCAUGCAGCCACAGCUUCUGUAAAGACUGUCUGAAGAGAUGGUGGAGAGAGAGACCAAUACAUGAGUGUCCAUUUUGUAAGAAAAUAUCAGUGUAUGAUCCUCCUUUAAACCGAGCUUUAAAGAACCUGUGUGAGUCAUUCUUACAGGAGAGAGUUCGGAGAGCUUCAGAGGCUCUCUGCACUCUGCACUCUGAGAAACUCAAACUCUUCUGUCUGGACCAUCAGCAGCCAGUGUGUGUCGUCUGCAGAGACUCGGAAAAACACACCAACCACAGAUUCAGACCCAUUGAUGAAGCUGCACGACAACACAAGAAAGAACUUCAGGAAACUUUGGAGCCCUUAAAGAAGAAAUUAAAGGUUUGUGAAGAAGUUCAAGUGAAGUUUGAUCAAACAGCAGAACACAUUAAGGUUCAGGCCCGACACACAGAGAGGCAGAUUAAGGAGAAGUUUAAGAAGCUUCACCUGUUUCUAGCAGAGGAAGAGGAGGCCAGGCUGGAUGCACUGAGGGAGGAAGAGGAGCAGAAGAGUGGGGAGGAGCUGAGAGCUGAAGACAUCUCAUUCCUGUGCAGCUACAAGACUGCAGUGGAAAGAGUCCAGCGCUGCCCCCUGCUGGAUGAUCCACAGCUACCCUCAGGAGCUCUGAUAGACCAGGCCAAACACCUGGGCAACCUGACCUUCAACAUCUGGAUCAACAUGAAGGACGUGGUCUCCUACACUCCUAUCAUUCUGGACCCAAACACUGCUCAUCCAGAACUCAUCCUGUCUGAAGAUGUGACCAGUGUGAGACGAGAAGGAGAGAGGCAGCAGCUUCCCGAUAAUCCAGAGAGGUUUGAUUACUCCUGCUCUGUCCUUGGCUCGGAGGGCUUUAACUCAGGGACUCACAGCUGGGAUGUUGAGGUUGGAGAGAGUACAGGGUGGAUACUGGGUGUGUCAGAAGAGUCUGUGGAGAGGAAGGGAGACAUAGACUCUGGAUUAUGGAUAAUUUGGUUCUAUCGAGGUGAAUACUCAGCAUCGUCUCCAUCAGCAGAGACGGUUCUCUCAGUAGAAAAGAAGCCCCAGAGGAUCAGAGUGAAUCUGGACUGGAGCAGAGGAAAGCUGUCGUUCUCUGAUCCUGAUACUAGCACACACAUACACACCUUCACACACACUUUCAGUCAAAGGAUUUUUCCAUAUUUUGAAACUGUGGCUGGUAAAGUGAAGGUGGGUCCGAUGAAGGUGUCAGUGGAGCAGAUGAGUUGA
Molecule: messenger RNA, 1311 nt
Organism: Maylandia zebra (zebra mbuna)
Lineage: Eukaryota; Metazoa; Chordata; Actinopteri; Cichliformes; Cichlidae
Source: RefSeq, a predicted model, not a curated record